Messenger RNA from Chara braunii, 2288 nucleotides. The record is from the annotation of a GenBank genome assembly. Lineage: Eukaryota; Viridiplantae; Streptophyta; Charophyceae; Charales; Characeae.
GGGCGCACGAUUCCCGUCCAUCGCCGUCUGCGCGUACAAUUCCCAUCCAUCGCUUUCUGCGCGCGCGAUUGCCAUCCAUCGCUGUCUGUGCGCACGAUUGCCAUUCAUCGCUGUCUCAAUGACGUAUAAGGACGAUGCCCUCGCUUGAUGAUGUGCGGUGCUUCUUUCUGUUCCGCUUUCGCCAACAUCAUCCCGUGCUUGCGAAGUGACGCGGUCUUCUGCUUGUCACCACCAUCUCUGAGGUCGGACUUCUGUGAGUAGACGGGUAGCCAUACGAAAAGUUGCCGCGAGCGCCCGAGGUGAUUGUGCAGAGGCGGGCAUUGCCGACCCUCCCUCUGUCACUGCGUCCCCAGGAGGGUCUUUAUGAUUUAUACAACUAUUGACACGUUUUAUCUCACCGAUGAACAGCUCGCCAACUCCCCAUCGAGAAAGAAUGGGGUUGAUCAACGGACGGAGACGAUGCUUAGGAUCUACGGUUGCGAGCUUAUUCAAGAGGCGGGAAUUCUUCUCAAAUUACCGCAAGCAGUCAUGGCGACGGCCCAAGUUAUCUUCCAGCGGUUUUAUUGCAAGAAAUCUUUCACGGUGUACAACGUGAAGAGGACCGCUGCUAGCUGUGUCUGGCUGGCGGCGAAGCUAGAGGAAAGCCAAAGGAAGAUAAGAGAUGUGUUGAACGUGUUCAACCGAAUGGAGCAAAGAAGAGAAAAUCUGCCGCUGGAGCCAUUGGACCCCUUGUCAAAGAAAUAUGAAGAAUUGAAGCUGGACUUGAUUCGGACGGAGCGGCAUAUUCUCAAGGAAAUGGGAUUUAUUUGUCACGUGGAACACCCUCAUAAGUUCAUUCUGUACUAUUUGAACAGCCUGGGUGCAAGCAGCGAGCUUAUGCAACAAGUGUGGAACCUUGCCAAUGACAGCUUGCGCACCACGCUUUGUGUGCGUUUCAAGGGAGAGGUCGUUGCAUGCGGUGUGAUUUAUGCUGCAGCUAGAAGAGCGAGAGUGCCGCUUCCUGAGAAUCCUCAGUGGUGGCUUGUUUUCAAUGCAAAGAAAGAAGAUAUAGAUGUAGUUUGUCGAGAGCUAGCGCUGCUUUACAGCUAUCCACGUGCUGAGUACAUCGAGGUCUGCAAGGAUCAGAAGUCCUUCGUGCUUAGCACGAGGGCGUGGAACCCUCCGGCUCCUGUUCAGGAAUUGAACGCCAGAAGGCAGCAAGCCAAUGGAACAACCAGCUCCUCGGUGAUGCAAGCGAAUGGCGCACAGGGAAAUAGCUUUCGUGGCAUGGAUGUGGGGAACAGCGUACAGCCAGCCCCUGUUUCAACAAUCAGGGAAUCUGCUGUGCCGUCGAUGCCUGUGGCGACGGCCAAUGGGCAUAACACUGUGAAAGGAGAAUUUGUGAAGGGGGAAUCGGGGAAGGGUUUGGUUGAUAGUCGAAAGGAGUUGUCCGAAAGGGAGGGGGAAAGGCACAGAGAGCGAGGAAGGGAGAGAGAGAAGGAGAAAGAGCGGAGUAAAGAGAGGGAACGAGAAUGGGAGAGGGAUAGGGACAGGGAGCAUGUGCGGGACAGAGAGCGUGAAAGGGAGCACAGGGAACGGCAACGACCAAGGGACGAGAGGGCACGAGGCCGCCCAGAGAAGGCAAGGGAGGUGAUUCCGAGUAGAGAACACAGUUCAUAUGGAGCUUUCAGGGAGAAGAGAAACCAUCGGCAUCAUCCCUACGACAAGACGAAUCUAAAGGCGGCAGCGUCAUGAUGAUUCUUUUGUCUGGCUUCAUUCAUUUUGCUUUGUUUUUCUUUUGUUGGCAAAUUUGCUGUCCAACUUUUGUCAUCUGGUAGAUUGCAGAGUAGGGAAUAUUGUUUUGACAGUUGAUAUUGUUUUCUCUUUUUUUUUUUUUUCCUGUUGGAAGGCCUUGUGGUGUGGCUGGAUGUGGUGAGACUGCGAUCGAUGACUGCACUGGCUGUUGCUGACUGCUGCGUUUCUUGCAGUGGGAUGGUGUUGCCCAUUGAGAAUCCGAGUGCAUCGGAACGCGAGGAGGUUGGGAAAGGAGAGGCUGGAGGAAAAAGGCUGUUGAGGACCGACAGGACAUGCUUUCUGCGCCGGUCGGCUCAAGAGAUCGCACUGCAACUUCACGGUCUGUGUCUGGACUCCCAGGCAACCUUUCCCAUGAUGUCAAUUGGGUGGUGCUGCCAUUGUUGUCGUUGCAGUCCUCGUUGGGUUAUUGAUUGCACAUUGCCUUGGCGUCAGCUUCUCUGUAGUUGGCAGUAGUAGAUAGAGUAGAUUGAUAGAUUCAAGCGUCUCGCCAAGGA